AGACUUUCUAAGGAUUUUUUUUUUCUUUUUUUUCUUUUUUCGUUUUUCCUUUUCUUUUGUGCAUUGUAGAGAGUAGUGAGUAGAAAGAGGAGAAGAGAGAGAGAGAGUCCCCACAACUCUCUGUCCCCGCUGCCGGACAAAACUGCCACCGCCAAUAAUGCUUGGGAGCUUGUAAACCAGACAACCCCAGCUCUCAUUCACUGUCUCUCUCUCUCUCUCUCUCUUCUGCUAAGUCUUACCAACUCUCUCAGUUUCAAGUAUAUCUGCUAUAUCUUCUUUCCCUCAGUUUAAAAAGAGAAUUUGUUUUAAGAGAAUUUUCAACCUUUCAUUUCUUACCACUUUUUUUUUUUUCUUUUAAUUUUGAAUUUUUCAUUUUCUUUCACCGAUGUUUUAACCCAACUGCCAUCUUCAACCUCUCUUUUUAAGUUGUUGCGUUGUUGUUCUCUGUGCUUUCUUCUUCGGUGGAGUUGUUCAAAGCAAAGCACAGUAGUGAGUAGACAUUUAUUAAAUAUUCUAUUAAAGACUACCACUUAGCUAGCAACAGAAACUAAGGAAUAAUUUUCUACGGUUUUUGGACAUGGGGUCUCGUUCUACUCCUUGGGUCAUACAUUUAUUACUCUUGUUUAGUUAGUAUCACAAUGGAAUGUUGGUAACCAACGAGAGAGAGAGAGAGAGAGAGAGAGAGAGAGAGAGAGAGAGAGAGAGAAUUUAAGGUAGGCACGCUUCAACAACUGCUCAGCUGUAAUGGAGAGGCUUCAAGGACCCAUUAAUCCCUGUUUUUUUGGUGACCAUUUGGAUGUGGAGUGCUUAGAACAAGGACUAAGCAGUUCAGCUGGGACAUGGAGAUUCGAGGAAGAAGAAGAAGAAGAAGCACAGUUGUCAAUACCAGGGUUGGAUGAUAGAAUGCCGUUUCUUCAAAUGUUACAGAGCGUGGAAUCACCAGCACCUUUUUUCCCCUUGAAAGAGCCAAGCUUUCAGGCGCUGUUGAGACUUCAACACCUAAAGAAGCCAUGGGAAUUAGGGAACUCCUUCAAUAUGCCCCAAAUGGAAACCCAAAUUCAGGCUCUAGAGCUUGAGAGCUGCGUAACCCAACACAUAGACUUUGUAGAGGAGUUGCAUUCACCCAUUAAAUCCGAAGCCAACAAAGAUGUGAAUAAUCAACACCACCACCCACAUUCAACUGAGGGCGUGAGCUCAGAAUGCAACCAAGAACAACAACCAAGCUCAGUAGAAAACAACUCAGCCUCCAAUGGAUCCGUAUCUGCUUCUACCUGGGCUCGGGCUCAGGCUCAGACCCACCCACAGAACGCACCCAAACAAAUCCACUCCUCUAAAUCUCUCCCUGUGACCAGGGAAAGAAGAAAGCGCAAGAGAAUCAGACCGGCCAAGAACAAGGAAGAAGUAGAGAGCCAGCGCAUGACCCACAUUGCUGUUGAACGCAACCGCAGACGCCAAAUGAAUGACCAUCUCAACGUUCUUAGGUCUCUCAUGCCCACCUCCUACAUUCAAAGGGGUGACCAAGCGUCCAUAGUAGGGGGUGCAAUAGACUUUGUGAAGGAAUUAGAGCAACUUCUUCAAACCCUUGAAGCCCAAAAAAAAAUGAGAAAAUCAGAAGGUGGUGGUGGUAGCAAUAAUGGAAGUGACACUCCGGUUAGCUCAUCGUCUUCCUCUGCAAUGGCUGUGGCAUCCAAUGGGAUGUUCAUGUCGCUUUCCCAAUACAAAAUUGGGUCGGAGGAAUCCAACAAUAAUAAUAAUAAUAACAAUGGAGACGAAGUCACUGCGGAGAACAAGUCUGAGGCAGCUGAUAUAGAAGUGACUGUGAUUCAAACCCAUGUCAACUUGAAGAUCCAGUGUCCAAGGAGACCUGGCCAGUUGUUAAAAGCCAUUGUUGCACUUGAAGAUCUUAGGUUAUCAAUUUUGCACCUCAACAUUAACACUUCACACUCUACAGUUCUUUACUCCUUCAACCUCAAGAUUGAAGAUGGUUGUAAGUUAGGAUCUGCAGAUGAAAUUGCUGGAGCAGUUCAUCAAAUAUUCAGAUACAUGGAAAGCAGCUGAUAUUUUUGAAAUUCUUAGAAAAAUGGGCUCUCGAGGGAAAAGAAGAAAGAAAAAAGAAAAUGUAAGAUGCUUUUUAUGGGGAUGGGAGAAGAGGGAGGGAACAGGCUACAGAGAGCACCCCCAAUUAGAAUUACAUAGUCUCAAUCUCCUAGGCUGUGAGUUGUACCACAGAGGUUGCAGUAGUGACAGGGCAGAUUAUGAUGUUUACUUGUUGAUUUUAUAAUAUAAAAAAAUGGUUUCCCUGUUUAAUGUUAUUUAUUUAUUCUCAGAAUUUUUGUUAGUACUGAAAGAAAAAAAAAAAAAAAAAAAUGAAAAGGAGUGGAGGGGAUUAGGAGGGACCCAACAUGCCUGGCUGAGUUGGGGUUUAUUUUGAAUAUCAGAUUCUCAUGAUUACAAUUUGCAAACAAUGCUUCUCUUUCUAUA
Molecule: messenger RNA, 2481 nt
Organism: Ziziphus jujuba (common jujube)
Lineage: Eukaryota; Viridiplantae; Streptophyta; Magnoliopsida; Rosales; Rhamnaceae
Product: transcription factor bHLH67
Exons: 4
Coding region: 745-2058 (437 amino acids)
Biological process (GO): guard cell differentiation
Molecular function (GO): DNA-binding transcription factor activity; protein dimerization activity
Source: RefSeq, a predicted model, not a curated record